Molecule: messenger RNA, 855 nt
Organism: Coniophora puteana RWD-64-598 SS2
Lineage: Eukaryota; Fungi; Basidiomycota; Agaricomycetes; Boletales; Coniophoraceae
Product: S-adenosyl-L-methionine-dependent methyltransferase
Exons: 3
Coding region: 1-855 (284 amino acids)
Molecular function (GO): methyltransferase activity
Source: RefSeq, a predicted model, not a curated record
AUGACUGCACCCCAAGGUGCCUCGCAAGAGCAGAGCUCUCAUAUAAUCCCAGAGUCUGCGUAUGUAUUCUCCAACGAUAGACAGGAGGGCGUCAGACUCGAUAACCAGUACAAGAUCCUCAAGAAGAGCUUUGGGAAUAACGUGCUUUACACUCCAGUCAGCCUGAGCUCAGAAGCUGAAGUGCUUGACAGCGGAUGCGGAACAGAGGCUUGGGUCAAGGACAUGAGCCAUGUGUUUCCUCUGGUCAAAAUAAUUGGCAUAGAUAUGUCUACGAACCUGUUCCCACAAAAUUCAGCCAACAUCACCUUCCUGAAACACUCCAUCCUCUCCCUUCCCCGAACCUGGACAAACAAAUUUGACUUAGUGCACCAGAGCGUCCUGUUCAGCGCUCUCACCAUUUCCGAAUGGCCCAUCGCACUUGCUGAGAUUCUUCGGGUGACUAAGCCCGGCGGAUCCGUGCAGCUGAUGGAGCCCGUGUUUGGAAUACGGGCGGACAGGCACAUGUACCACGUCGCAAACGCUCUCGGCAGGGCAAGGAACUUACUGAUCGAUGACCGAUUCGGUGCGUUGAAGAACAUGCUCAAAGACGUGGGGUGUAUCAAUGUCACCAUGGCUCGCAGCUCGUUUGCGCCGGAGGAAUGGUCCGACGAGGAGCGUAUGUUGGCGCGCGGGACAUACAUAUCUGCGAUAGCGUCCAUAAAGGAUGUUCUACUCGGAUCGGGUGGUACUCCAGGUGUGGAGACGGCUGAGGAGUUUGACGAGCUCAUGGAGGCCUGUGAGGAUGAUGGACCUGAGGUCGGUAGCAUUGAUGGACCUGACUAUGAGGCAUGGGCGUUUUAUGCUACAAAGCCGUGA